UUUCUCUGUUAUUUUCUGUGUGUUUCUUUUCCUCCUCGCCGCUGCUGUUUCUGCUGCUGCUGUUGUAAAAGCACAAUAAAAACAGCACGGAGGGAGCAGAAGCCAUAAGAUGAAGAAACGUUAUGUGGACGCGAACAGGCUACGGAAAAUGAAGAAGCUGAAGAUAACGGAGAAGCUGUCGGAGAGCGCGUACACCGUCCUGAAGUUUAUGAUGAUGUGGACGCUGGUGCUGCUGGCAGAUUUCAUCCUCGAAUUCAGACUGGAGUAUCUGUGGCCGUGCUGGCUCUUCUUUGGGAGCGUAUACACCACUUUCCACUGCCACGGGCUGGUUAUUUGUGUUGUUUUUGUUUGUGCGGCCUUCACUCUGGACAUCUUUUGUUUAAUUUUUGUUCCUUUGCAUUGGCUGUUCUUUGUGGCGAGCACCUAUGUAUUAUUCAAUUACAUAUGGCACACAGAAAAAGGCAUCUGCAUAUCGACAGUGUCGCUGUGGAUUCUGCUCGUGUACACAGAAGCUUCACUUCGACUCAAAGACCUGAAAACCUCUCACGCCAACCUGUCUCAUCUAUUUGCUGCACACUGCAUUGGAUAUCCUGUGGUGUAUCUGGGGUUUUAUGCCACCUGCUAUUUUACCAACAUCUUCAAGCUGCGCAUACAGAAAUCAGUGCAGAGCGAGAACGACUUCCACAUGCACCUCCUGCAGCACUCGCUCCCUCCAGGCCUGCAGGUUUACCCCAAGACUGGCACAGAUGGCAGCAGCAGCUCUAAAUGGAAGAUAAAGUCUGAGUCGACUCAGUACCAGUGUCAGAACGGCGCUGUCGUGGCCCACGAUGAGGGACACACUGUGGACUGCCUCCAGAUCCGCAGUGAGGAGAGAGCGACAGAGAAAGGAACACAGGAGGUGAGGUCAGCCGAAUCAAACCGGCGGCCGUCAUCAUCCAAACCUGGCGAGUCCAGAGAUCUGCUUCACUGCGGGGCAGGAGGACCGGAAUCUUCUACGACCCCAGAAAAUCUACCUCAAGAUGAGCCAGGAAGCAAAGCCACACGGCCGACUAAAAGCUCCUCGCCAAAAGCCAGCAGAGGCAGCACAAACACUCCUUCGCCACCUGCUGGGAGGACUGAGAAGAAACAGAGAUCCAGCUCAAAGACAGUCAGCCCUAACCGGGACGCAACAGACAAGAGCACAGCCACAGCAGCUCAGAAUUACCACGCUGAACACAUGAACAAGCUGGAGCAGGAGCUGAGGAGGCUGAAGGGCGAGCUGCAGACGAGCAGGCAGAGCGAGCAGGAGCUGCGUAGUCACAUCUGCAACUUGACCAACAGCGAGAGGAGCCUGAGACCAGAGGUUUCCCUGCUCAGACAGUCCAACAUGCUGCUCCAGAGCAAGAUUCUGUGUCUGACUAAAACCAAGCAGAGGGACAAACAGAGCAGUGCGAUGCUGGAGAAGAAGACCAGAGCGGAGACGGAGGCCAGACUCUCUGUUGAGAAACAGUUGGCUGAGCUUCAGGCUCAGAAACUGGAGGACGCAGCCAGCACAGCACGGAGUCUAACAAACAGGCAGGAACACUGUGAAACCCAAAUGUUAAGGAAAAGAGUUAAAGAUCUAGAGACAGAGUUCAAACAACUACAGCUGGAGUAUCAAGUGAAAGAGAGUCGUGUGGUAGAUCUAGAGAGUGAUAUUGAGGCUUUGGGAAAGUACCGCUGUGUGGAGAAAGAGACAGACAUGCUGCUGUCCACUCUGUCAGCCAUGCAGGAGAAGGCUCAACAUCUGGAGUACAACCUGAGCGCUGAGACUCGCAUCAAACUGGACCUGUUCUCGGCUCUGGGAGACGCCCGCAGGCAGCUGGAAAUUGCUCAAGAUAAAGUGAUGAAGCAGGACCGCGAGAUAAGGGAGAUGAAGCAGAAGAUUGCAGAGGUGAUGGCCGUCAGUCCCGGCGUAUCCUACAUGGCCCCUCGGCCUCCCGUGCCGCAGUAUCUCACCAAGUUACUCAACUCUGAGCGCUACAUGCUGAAUCCACGAGCACUGAUGUACCAGUGUUUAAAGAAAUAAAGGAUGUCAUCGCUUUUUUUCUGAUCCUCAGACCUCUUUGGCAAACCCCCUCAUUAUAAAACAAUCAAGGGAAGAGGCUAAUGGAUUUUAUUACAGAGCUAAAUGACACCACGAAGUCAACUACUUCCAGCCAUGAGUGGAACCAGAAUGAUCCUCCACAAGUCGAAUGCCUUUCGCUGCACUGAUGGUGCUAACCUGACAUUAUUACAUAUAUUUCCUGAUUCAUCACACAUCAAGAGUUUCACUCCAAAAUAGGAUAUCUGAUAUGCAGAGCUGCUGUAGGCACACUUUUUAUGUUAAGAUACAGUUGUCCUAACAGUACGAACCAUUUACGUUGGGAUGCGCCAGAGAAAAGGACAAACAUUUGUUCAGAUUCAGAUCCUGUAGAUUUGUGUAAAAUCUGGUUUCACACAGGAGACAAAACAAGUGUUUCUAAGUUCAUGAGUCCUGUUAACUCUGGUCAAAAACAGCUGCGCCCAAUUGUUCUGCCUCUCUCGUCUAUUGCCAGAAACUCAGAUCUCAGAUCAGUGAUCGUGAAUUUUCCGUUUUACUCAUGUCACAGUUCAAAAUUGACGGGUAGAUACCCAACGGAUCCACUAACAAGUUACUGACUGUUGCCUUAAAAGACCUGAUGACUCUCCACAACUCUUGUUUUUCUUGGUAUAAAAGUAAAACUAACCACUCGAUAUUAUUUAUGUCUUCAUCAGAAGAAUUGUACUUACAAAGUUGUAAGACUUUAGAGACGAUACUAACCUCUGUUUCAAUCAUUACAGACUGAUCUUGAUUUGACUAAAGAGUUUAAACUAACAUGAUGAAAUGUUAAAAUCUUGAGCCAAAUCCUCUUUAGUAAAUAUAUAUAUAUUAGAACAAAAGGAUCUAAUAAGCCUAUAAACCACAGACAUCUACUUGUGUCCAAGUGAGCUGUGAUUAGCCAGCAUGAACAAUACUAGGACCCUGAAACUGAAGCAGCUAAAUGGAAUUCAGCCAACAUUAACUCCAUAUUCUUUGUUCCCUGUGGUUGAGCCCCAAUCAAAUAUUAUUAUUAAAGAUUUCCUGCUGUCACAUAUUUUAGUAAAAUGUGUUCAUUUAGACAUCAGAACUGUGAACAAUGUCUCAAUAUAUUUAUAGAGAAAUUAUAACAUUAAUUAUAAUUAUCUCCAAGCCCUAGUUAUGGUAGUCGUGUUUAUGGGCUUCCUUUGGAUUUUAAAAAUUAAAUAAAACCUUUAUUUGAUUAGAUACAAAUGUUAGGUCCAAUUCUAUAUAGAAUUCUCUCAAAGCAUAAAUAUACUUAUUAACCAACAGCAUUAGCAUAUUCUUAACUUUUAAGUAAAGUAUGCAACAAGAUGCUCUUGUCAGUGCCUGUAAAUAGUGGAUUAAGGUGAUUUGAAAUUGUGCUGAAAUUCAGAUGAGAGUCGUGGGUUCGUCAAGUUUAAAACCUCUAAAUGUUAUUUGGAAUGAGACCCGUCUCUUAAAUCAAAAUCUCUUUUGAUUUAAGAGGUUUUUGUAUGAAUCUUCCCGGCUGUAAUCUGGGAGUUUCUGUAAAAACUAUUAACAGUGAUGUUUAGUUGUUGGAGUGAUAAAGUUGAGGAGCUGCGAUUAUCUCUCUUUGUUUGAACUGACAGUUACAUUUUGAUGUACAGCAGCUCUCAGCUCCACAAUGGCAAACCCUUGGAAAAAAGACGAAGGGUGAGAAAGCAAACUGAACGUUUGCAACUUUUAUUUAUUUAUUUAUUUAUUUAUUUAUUUUGGUCGGCCAGAAUUAGACUUUGUCCCUGAGUUAAAGUUGUGCAUAACAAAUAAGGAAUGGUGUUGACCUAACGUGGGUCGUAAAUUUAAUUACUGUGCCUAUAUACAUUACUUUCAAACUGGGAAGUAAAACACAAAUUUAAUGUGAAAGAGUAAUGUGUUUGAAUUGAAGUGCUAUGUACUGUUUUUGUAGUUUUUUUGUUUCUUUCUUUUUGUUUCUUUUUUUUUACUCACAAUGUACAGAAUUGAAAAAUGCCCACGCAGCUGAAAACUACUCAUGAACUGGAUGUCACCAUUUUGGUAGCUUUUUAUUUAGAGUAUGUUUCUAGGGUGUUUUAUAUAAAAAAAUAUUUUUUAGUCUUGCUGUACUUUUAUUAUACUGCUGUAAUUUUGUACGGCAAUGUGUUCGUCAGCAUGAAAUGUGUUUUAUUCAACUGUUAUUUGAGCACACAUUGUGACUUUAAGUAUGUACAUGAAUAUACUUGUACAAGGGCUACAGUUUCUUAACAUUUUGAACAAAUAAUGAAUUGAAACAGUGAUGCUCUGAGAGUAGAGAUCACACUCCUGAGACACCAGGAUGGGUUUUUUGUAUAAAUAAU
Molecule: messenger RNA, 4392 nt
Organism: Morone saxatilis (striped sea-bass)
Lineage: Eukaryota; Metazoa; Chordata; Actinopteri; Moronidae
Product: macoilin-1
Exons: 11
Coding region: 110-2047 (645 amino acids)
Biological process (GO): neuronal signal transduction
Cellular component (GO): rough endoplasmic reticulum membrane
Source: RefSeq, a predicted model, not a curated record